AUGCCACUCAUCACCGAAUGCGCAAAACGAUGCUACUCCGGCUCCAAGGGGAACUAUCAGUCAAGGAUUUGUGGACUCGGCGAAAGUGAUGACAAAUAUGUGUGCCAGAAAUUCGUGUGCGAAGGCGGGAAAUCUCCGGAAGCGGCUCGUGUGCUCGCUGUGAAACCGACAAUUGCAAUAAUUAGAGAGCCACCGAACCGUGGACCACUCGUGCGUGUUCCGAUAAUAUCACUUCUGUUCCCUGUGGUGCUUCGG
Molecule: messenger RNA, 255 nt
Organism: Mesorhabditis belari
Lineage: Eukaryota; Metazoa; Nematoda; Chromadorea; Rhabditida; Rhabditidae
Source: the annotation of a GenBank genome assembly